Molecule: messenger RNA, 2141 nt
Organism: Pseudomassariella vexata
Lineage: Eukaryota; Fungi; Ascomycota; Sordariomycetes; Amphisphaeriales; Pseudomassariaceae
Product: Aldehyde/histidinol dehydrogenase
Exons: 2
Coding region: 218-1825 (535 amino acids)
Biological process (GO): GABA catabolic process
Molecular function (GO): succinate-semialdehyde dehydrogenase (NAD+) activity
Source: RefSeq, a predicted model, not a curated record
CGUGCCGACGUCACAUAGUUAUCGGCAUGUUGUAGGACACAUCUCAGCGAGCUCUAGUUAAUUCUGAUACAUGCAGUGCAUCUAAUUGACCGGUUACAGGCAAUCGGAGCAGGUCCAAAAUUCCCGAGCCACUCGCCAUUCUUCCCCGAGCCCUUCCCACACUUAAUAUCCAGUUGUUUCCUUCGCAGUGCAGCUCUCUUGUUGUUCUUCCUCCACAAUGAGCAUACUACGAAGCUUAACGAGGAGCGUCGUGUCCACUUCGAGCAUUGGUGUCAGAUCAAGAUUCCAAGGAACAACACUUCCUGUCAUAACAACCCGAUUAGCCUCCAAAAUGGCGCCAGUGCCUCCUCUCAAAGAUCCGUCUCUCUUCAAGACCGGUGUCUGCUACGUCGAUGGCGAAUGGGUCAAGGCCGCGUCAGGCAAGACCUUCGAAGUUCACGACCCCGCCACCGGCGGUCUCAUUGGCAUAGCCCCGGAAUUCGAUGCGAAGGACACGGAAAAUGCUAUUGCGGCAGCCGCAACCGCGUUCGCUUCUUUCAAGACCAAAACCGGCCGCGAGCGGGCCAAGUUACUGCGCAAAUGGUAUGAUCUGAUGAUAGAGAACUCGGAGGAUCUCGCAACAUUAAUCACAUGGGAAAACGGCAAGCCUUUCGCCGACGCCAAGGGCGAGGUGACCUACGCCGCCAACUUCUUUGAGUGGUUCAGCGAGGAGGCACCACGCACUUACGGCGACUACAUUCCUUCCACGGUCCCUGGAAACCGCGUUGUCACCAUCAAGGAGCCCGUCGGAGUAGUUGGCCUUAUCACGCCUUGGAACUUCCCUGCGGCUAUGAUCACACGGAAGGUCGGAGCCGCACUUGCGGCGGGCUGCACAACUGUGUGCAAAGCGCCAGGCGAGACGCCGUAUACUAGCCUGGCAAUCUGCGAGCUGGCUCAUCGCGCCGGAAUUCCCAAGGGUGUCGUCAAUGUCAUUACGACACUGGCGAACACGCCUGAAGUUGGCGAGACCUUGACGACGCACCCGACGAUAAAGAAGAUCUCCUUUACAGGGUCAACCGCAGUAGGGAAACUGCUCAUGAAGCAAGCUUCUUCCUCGUUGAAGACGCUGUCGAUGGAGCUCGGUGGGAACGCGCCGUUCAUCGUGUUUGAUGACGCGGAUGUGGACACUGCUGUUGCGGGCGCCAUUACAUCCAAGUUCCGCUCAUCGGGUCAAACUUGUGUGUGCGCCAACCGCCUAUAUGUGCAGGAGGGCAUCUACGACGAAUUCGCGAAGAAAUUCGCUGAGAAGGUCAAGGGCUUCAAGGUUGGCCACGGAUUCGAUGAGGGCAUCACUCAUGGACCUUUGAUUCACGAUCGAGCCAUCUCCAAGGUCGAGGCACAUAUUAAAGAUGCCGAGAGCAAGGGAGGUAAAGUCAUUGUUGGCGGACAGAAGCUUCCGGAUCUGGGUGCCAACUUUCACCAACCCACUGUUAUCACGGGCAUGACCAAGGAGAUGGCCAUUGCUUCCGAGGAAACAUUUGGACCCGUCGCCGGCCUGUUCCCCUUCGCCACGGAGAAGGAGGUGGUUGACUUGGCCAAUGCUGCCGAGGUUGGCCUGGCCGGCUACUUCUUCUCGAGUGACCUCGAGCGGAUCACCCGCGUUGCUGAAGCCCUCGAGGUUGGUAUGGUGGGUGUGAACACGGGGUUGAUCUCUGACCCUGCUUCGCCAUUUGGCGGAAUCAAGCAAUCUGGUUUCGGCCGAGAGGGUUCCAAGUACGGUAUUGAGGCAUACCAAAAUAUCAAGACGAUUACUACCGGAGGAAUGGGUAAGCCACUGCAGAGCUAGAGGACGUUAUCGGGCACAUGGUGAAUACCGGCAAUACUGGCAAGACAUACACAUAUGAAUUGAUACCUAUUUUACGAUGUAAACAUCUCGGAGAUAUACGGGCAGUGGCUGCAAUGAAAUCCUUAGGUGGUCGAUAUCCAGGAUUGCAUGGCAAAAUACUCGAAAGGCUGUGGUGAAUCAAGAGCUGUGGGGCGCAUUGAAAGCAGUUCAACCCUGAGUGAACUGAAUUUGAAGAUGAUAAACUCUUAACACUUGCAUUCAAUCUAGUCCGCACGGUUGGUCCGCACGGUUGGUACUAUUGUAUUUGUGAUGUUUG